AUGAAGAAAUCAUAUAUCCCGAUUUCGGAUGUUGGUAACGAAAAAAAUGAGCUUGUAAGGCGAAUUUACAGGUCUCUUACCGAAGUUGUGCAACAACUAGAUGAUGUUAGAGGAAGAUCCAAGACCGUUUUUAAUCUUUUUCUGCCUUGCACAGUAACACUAAGAAUAAAACUUCAUGAUCUUUGUUACAAGCUAAUUUUAGCAGAUCCUUUGGGUUAUGGGAAAAAAGGAGAGGAAUUAUUAUGGAGAAAAGGAUAUCAUGACUUAUUCUCCACUGCUAAACGUUUGAGAAAAAAUGAUUCUUGGACAUCUGAUGACAUUGAAUAUGUACAAGGCUUAUUAAUGUCUGGAAUAGGACAUUAUCAGCAUAUUUUAUUUAAAUUACAAACAGACUACAAGCUUAGUUUUCAAGGAGUUAUUGAUUUUUCUUUAGAUAUGAGUGCCUUAGGAUUACAAAAAGGAAAAACUACUACUGUAAAUAAAAUGACUGAUGAAAAUCUUGUAAAGUGGGCUGAGGAAUCUUGCUAUAGAUGUUUGAUUUAUUUGGGAGAUUUAAACAGAUACUUACUUGAUUUAUAUCCACUAUGGGACAGUGGUACAGCAGAGAGAUAUUAUUUACAAGCUGCUUUCAUGAAUCCAAAUAGCGGCAGGCCUUUUAACCAACUUGGAACUCUUGCAAGUUGCAAAAAUUACAAUUUAGAUGCAGUGUAUAAUUAUACUAGAUGCAUGACAUGUCUUGAGCCAUUUCAUGGAGCUGAAGGGAAUUUAAAGAAAGCUAUAGAAAAAAACUUGGAGCUCAUGCAAUUAGAGCCAUUUCUUCCAAAUCCAGCCCCAGCAUUACAGAAACUUAUCAUGAAAUUUAUAUUUCUUUUUGAUAUAUGGUAUUUUGACAAAACAAUUGACAGUGGUUUACACAAUGCAUGUCAUGAAAUGUUGCAAGAACUUCAAUAUUGUUUAAGAGAAGAAAGCGUUAGUUUUUCAACAUUUGAUCAUAAUGAAUUAGAAUUGCAUCCAGAAUAUAUUAAUUCUGAUAUAAUAUUAAAAAUGACAAUUCUUGUUCUAAUUUGUGCAGAUAAAUUGCAAAAAAAAGAUUCAACUCAAACCUCUGCAAUUAUAGCCAUGUGUUUAGCUAUGCUUUCUCAAUUAUUACAGCAUAUAAUUGAACGUUUUCAAAAUUUUUUCUUACGAUUUGGUUCUGAAGUUACUUUAAAAGAUUCAAAAAAAACUUCAUCUUGCGAAUCUCAAUUGCAAAUAAAUCAAAAUGAUAACUGUGUAAAAAAAUUAAAGAAUGAAAAGUUUGAAAAUCUAUUACACGAGAACGUGAAUAUGAAUAUCCCUAAAAUUUUAAAUUUAAGACAAAUAAAAUAUGACUCGGAAGUUGGAAAAAACAGUAGUAUUGUUGUCGAGUUUUCUAAACCGCCUGAUACCUCUACAGAAAAAACUAUUUUAAAAAGAAAAAACCAACUUAAAAGAAGAAAACGGGUGCGUCCCGUUAGUUCAUGUGAAUCAAAUUAUAGUGACAGUGAUAUUACUCUAAAUGAUAGUAGCACUGAUGAUGAAUAUUUUUCUGGAGGUUCAGACUCUGACGAAAUGAUUUCUUCCGAAAUCGGUAAAGAAAUUGUGAAAGAAAAUGAUAAACAAAAAUCAGAAAUGAAUUCUUUGUUAAUAACAAAUAAAAACCAAUCAAGUGUAAAAGAAAUUUCAAAGAAUGGAAUCAACGAUCUCAACAGUAUAAAAAUGUCUAAUGAAAAAGACAGAACCAAAAGUUUAUUUACAAUAAUAAAUGAUGUUCACAAUGACAACAAGAUAAAUGAAAAUAACAGAGGGGAUUUUACUUUUGAUUAUAAAACUGUGGAAAGAAAUACGUCGAAUAACACUGAUGAUUCGUCAAAUAAUUUAAACUUAAAACAAAUUGAUACAAAUAAAUUUUUACAAUUUUUAUCUCGACAAGAAAUUUUAAAGUCUAUAAAAAUUUAUUGUGAUUGGUUUCACAGCGAUGCUGAAAAAAUUAAAGCUUUUAGUAAGAGUUCGAAAACUUUACUUGGAAAAUUGGCUACGUUUUUGAACUUGAUUGCAUUUGAAGAAGAUUUAUUUUCAAAAGAAUGGAGCAAACUGAUCACUCAAACAGAAGAUACUAUCCCUUUAAGUGAAGACAUUGUUACAAGGGGUUUGAAUAUGUUUAAAGGAGUACAUGAAAAACUUAAUUGGAAAUUAUAUAAACUAAAUCGCAUUAGUAGCGUGGAAGAAAAUAUUUUGCGUUUAUCUAAAAUCACGGAAUUUGGUCAUUAUCUGACAAAAAUUGAAGAAACUGGUAUACACUUUAAUAAACGUAGCAAAACGUUUUACGUUGUUGGUCAAAACGGGAAGAUAGAAAAUACAUCACUUGAAAUAUUAAGUAAACGACAAAACUGCAAUACUUCUAAAAAAGGCCAAUUAAUGAAAAACAUGGGUCAACUUUGGCUUAAAGCAGAGGUAAGAGAUUUAGAAAGCAGAGUUCGAAGGAAAGCUGGAAAUUUUUCACCAUAUUUAGUGGUGGACUCGGAGGCUCUCAUUGAGCAUAUUGUUUUGGUCAAACAACUUGUUGGUUCUAGACAGUUUAUUGUUAUCAUUCCAACAGUGGUUUUGUCUCAUUUGGAUGAAUGUAAACGAGAUAGUGGGAGGGCACGUGAAACAAUCAGGUGGUUGGAGUCUCAAUUUCAACACGGAAAUCGGUCUUUAAGAGCUCAAAAAUCACAAGAAAGAAUGUCAUUGCCACUUAUUAAAUAUCCAAAGAAAAAAGAUAAAGAAGCAUGGAAUUUUUUUCAAAUUGUUGAAUGUUGUCAUUACUUUAGCAAGCAAAGUGAAUUCCAAAAUUGUCAUUCUAAUUUGCUUGUUACUCUUCUCAUUGGUCAAAAAGAUAUUUUGUUUGUAAAUGAUAAUAAAAAAGACGAUUUUGGUAAAGAAUACAGUCCUGUUGGCGUUGCGAAAAAUUUUGGUAAUUUUUAA
Molecule: messenger RNA, 2985 nt
Organism: Pediculus humanus corporis (human body louse)
Lineage: Eukaryota; Metazoa; Arthropoda; Insecta; Psocodea; Pediculidae
Product: protein SMG5, putative
Exons: 13
Coding region: 1-2985 (994 amino acids)
Biological process (GO): nuclear-transcribed mRNA catabolic process, nonsense-mediated decay
Cellular component (GO): telomerase holoenzyme complex
Molecular function (GO): protein binding; telomeric repeat DNA binding; telomerase RNA binding
Source: RefSeq, a predicted model, not a curated record